This is a messenger RNA of Leptosomus discolor (cuckoo roller), 1851 nucleotides long. Lineage: Eukaryota; Metazoa; Chordata; Aves; Leptosomiformes; Leptosomidae. The record is from RefSeq and is a predicted model, not a curated record.
AUGCCAUUCCCUGUGGAUAUGUUGAACAGCUGCAGUCAUGAGGACUUGGAGACCUCAGGAGAGAAAUACUUGUUUGGCCUUCGGUAUGGGGAUCCAAACUGUCCUGAAUUCUUCUCUCUGCCAGAACAUGGCAAUAUUCCUAUUAGACUAUCAACUGUGGGCUUCGUUCCUCUGUAUGGUGAAGAUCUGACACACAAAGUUCUUGCUUUGUUUGCACCGCAGGACUCGCUCACAGCUGUAGCCCUGUAUCUUGCUCACCGGUGGUGGUCAAUUGAUGACAUUUUGAGAACAUCUGUCCAUGCUAGACAGGGGCUUCAUCAGGUGAAUUCUGUUGGAGAGAGGAUUGUCCUCUAUGUUCUGAAUCGAAUUGUCUAUCGGACGCAAGAAAUGGAAAGAAAUGAGGUCCCGUUUCUCUGUCAUACUAUCAAUGCCUAUGCUAAGAUCAUGUGGAAAAAAGGAGAGGCUAUUGGAUUCUAUUCAGUUAAACCUACAGGAAGUGUUUGUAGCUCUUACCAUGGUCAGAAGUAUAAGCUGCCAGUGAUAGACACAAUGUUUGUAAGAAAGAAACAUCGUGGAAAAGACUGUGGGCUAAUGAUGUUGGAAGACUUUGUGGAUUCUUUUUCUGAAGAUUAUCUUGGCCUAAGAUACCCACUGUCACCCUUUGUGUACACAGCUUGUGAGCAGUAUCUUGAGAAGUACCCUGGGGAUCAGGACCUUUUGUGGGAAGUGCAGGGAGCAGGACAUUGGUUCCAGAGAAGAUCUAUUAUGUCUAUAUGGCAAAUGGAGCAGUGCAAAAUUGCAGACCCUAACACAACUCCUGUUUCAACUUGGAUGCGAGGCAGUCAUUUAAAACGUCCCAGGAUAGGAAAAAAAAGCCAGGAGGCUCCAUUUGAAACUUUCCAAGAAGAUGAGGAAAAUGCUGUUCGUGUGUUAGAAAGCAGGCUGGAACUUUCUGGCUACACACCUGAAAGCUCUGAAGACUUUGUAGAAGCAGCUGAGAAGACUGCUGUUGAGGAGGAUAAGACUGUUGAAAAUGAGGAGCAGCGUGUAAUAGAAGUGGAGAUACAUGUAUCACCUCCUGAGAAACAGAGUGAGAAGGAAACUCUAGCAGAACCUCUUAAUGGGGAGGUAACAGAAGAAACUGCUAAGACCUCACUUACUGAUAAAGAGGAAACAGCAAGUGAAGUUCUAAGUGAUGAAUCAAAAUUGCAGUGUGAGAGUCAAGGAGAAGAAUCCUUAACGCUGUUUGUUCCAUUAAUCCUUGAGUCUCCGGCAAAACCUUCAGAAGACACUGUCUCAGAGAAGGUUUUAAAUGCAAAUGAUUCAGAAAUGCUGACUGAAGAAAGUAGAUUAGUGGAGGAGAACAACACUGAAGAACAGCAAGAAUCUGAAAAGGCCACCACUGAAAAUGCAGCUGCUUUGGCAUUGAAGGAGGAGCACUCUGACAAUGGCCUGCCCAACUCUACGGUAACUGAAGCAGCAGAGGAAUCUGUUUCUGAAAAUGUGUCGCCUAAACCAGCUUCCUUAUUGGAAGAUCAAAAUGAGGAAGCAGGGCACAACUCACAAGAGGCCCCUGUUGCCUUGAGUCAGAGCUCUUUGAUAGUGGUUGAACUUGAGGGUGUUUCUUCUCAGCAGCCUUCUGGACAGGAAGGACAGAAGAACCAGUUGGAAGAACACUCAGAAGAGUCUGCUGAGCAGAUGGAUCAGUACAUGCAGACAGCAGUGGAGCGGGCUGCUGACAGCAGCUCUGAGGAAGCAGAAAUCGAGGUACCCAUUGUAGAUCGGAGAAGCUUGCGAAGAAAGGCCAAAGGCUACAAAGGUCCACCCAAGAAAAAAGGAAAGCCAGCUUAA